UCUCGCGAGACUUGGCCGGCCCGGCGCGGCGAGGCCGAGGCGCUCCGGGCCCUUUUCAAACCCAGCGGCAGCGGGGCCGCGGCCCGGCUACGAAAUGGCGGAGAACGACAAGCCGGAGGCUGCGGCCGCCGCGCCGCAGCGCGCAGCCGAGGAGGCCGCCGCCAGCCAGCCGCCGGCACAACAACAGCAACAACAGCAGCAACAGCCGCCGCCGCCGCAGCAGCAGCAGCCGCCACAACAGCCUCCGCGGGAUGAGGAGGCGGCGGCGGCGGCGACGGCGGCAGCAGCAGCAGCAACCGAGAGCGGCGGGGGCAGCGCUAAUGGCGUCAAAAUGGAUAAUGAUGAGACAGCAAAAGAUGAGAAAGCACUUGUGAAAGAGAAGUACGUUGCAAAACCGAAGGCAAUCCCUUCUCUUGGAAACAAGAAUAGAUUCCACCCCUAUUCAAAGGACAAGAAUGCAGGCACUGGAGAGAAGAAGGCUAUUAAUCGUAAUAGAGUUUUUAUUAGCAACAUCCCGUAUGACAUGAAGUGGCAAGCUAUUAAAGAUCUUAUGAGAGAGAAAGUUGGUGAGGUUACAUACGUGGAGCUGUUUAAGGAUGCUGAAGGAAAAUCAAGGGGUUGUGGUGUCGUUGAAUUCAAAGAUGAAGAAUUUGUAAAGAAAGCAUUAGAAACUAUGAACAAAUAUGAUCUUAGUGGAAGACCCCUGAAUAUUAAAGAGGACCCUGAAGGUGAACAUGCUCGUAGGGCAUUGCAGCGCGUAGGAGGACAGUUUCCAGGAGGACAUGGACCUGAUGUGGCACCUGGAAUAAUGAAUUUACCACCUUCUAUUCUCAAUAAUCCAAACAUUCCUCCUGAGGUUAUCAGUAACUUGCAGGCAGGCAGGCUUGGGUCCACUAUUUUUGUUGCUAAUCUUGACUUUAAAGUUGGCUGGAAGAAACUGAAGGAGGUAUUCAGCAUUGCUGGAACCGUAAAGCGUGCCGACAUCAAAGAAGAUAAAGAUGGCAAGAGUCGAGGAAUGGGAACAGUUACCUUUGAACAAGCAAUUGAAGCUGUUCAAGCAAUAUCUAUGUUCAAUGGACAAUUCCUGUUUGAUAGGCCCAUGCAUGUAAAAAUGGAUGACAAAUCAAUUCCUCAUGAAGAUUUCCGUGUUGCAGACAGCAAAACCUCACAAUUACCUCGUGGUCUUGGUGGCAUUGGUAUGGGACUUGGACCAGGUGGACAGCCCAUCAGUGCAACACAGUUGAGCAUGGGUGGUGGAAUGGGGAGCAUGGGUCCAGGAGGUAUGGGAAUAGACGGUCCAGGAUUUGGCGGAAUGAAUAGAAUGGGAGGCGGACUUCCUGGAUUUCGUGGAAUGGAAGGAAUGCCUAAUAUGGGAGGAUUUGGAGUCAGCCGAAUGGGAGAAAUGUUCCGUGGUGGAAUGGGAGGAAACAUGGACAGAGAUUUUGGUCGGGGUGACAUGGCAUUGAACCGUGGUUUUGGAGAUUCUUUUGGAAGGAUGGGUGGUGCAAUGAUUGGUGUUUUUGCAGGAGGAAUGGGAGCGCCUAGCAUGGGCCCAGUAAGAUCUGGAAUGAGUGGUGGAAUGGGUGGUAUGAACAGUAUGGCUGGAGGAAUGGGAAUGGGGAUGGAUCGGAUGAGUUCUGGUUUUGAUCGAAUGGGACCAGCUAUGGGUGGAGGCCUGGACAGGAACAUCGAUAUCGAUCGAGGAUUUGUGCCUGGCCCAAUGGGAAGUGGCAUGAGAGAGAGAUUAGGCUCUAAAGGCAACCAGAUAUUUGUGAGAAAUCUUCCUUUUGACUUGACCUGGCAGAAGCUAAAGGAGAAAUUCAGUCAAUGUGGAGCAGAACUAUCAAAGUUGACACAUACCACGCUGGAAAACAGCCCACAAGCUGCAGAAAUACCAAGAAGAUUAUAGACUGCUGAUCCAAGGAUGGUGCUGAUGCCGAUAUCACCCUUUGUUACGAAGACUCCUAUAAGGAAAAUGACUCUCUGGUAUGUUUCAGUUUGGCAUGCAAGGAAAAGAAUUCUAGAUUCAAAAUGUGUGUGUCUCUUACCUAGAAAAGCAGUGACAAGCUCUGGAGCAGAACUUCCAGCAGCCAUAAAAGUUGCUCCAGCAACGUCCUGAGAGAGGCCAAGGCCUGAGGAUAGAGCAAAAGAAUUGCUUAAAAAAAUAAAUACUUCAGUAAUCUGUACCCUUUACUUGUGUUAGUAUAUAAUGUUAGAAGCUACUACAGUUUAACAGAAUGAACUUUGCUUACUUUCAUACAGUUAAUGCAUAUAUUUGAAACUGGUAAAAUAAUAUAUUGAAAACGUAGCCUCAUUUAUUGGGCUAAUUUAUUUCUAACUUUAUUACAGAAAUUAGUUUAAAUACCAGAAAAUUACUGAUAAUACAAGAGAUUUGGGCAUGAUUUUAAAAUGUAAAAUAGGCAUAUGUAUGUGGGCUUUAACUCUGUUUCAUAUGGGUAAUUGUGGGGAAUUCCUUGGACUCUAGUGUGAUAUUGCUACAUGAUCCAUGUCAAGUCUAUCUAUCUUCCAGGGCAAUCCAUGCUACUGUGUCUUCACAUACCAGAAAUACUAGUUAAAUUCAAACCAGUGCUGCGAUCUUAAAAAAUUUUCACUUCGUACGGACAGUAUAAGAGCCUGUGUCUUGCUUGAAUGAAAUGAGAUUUUUGUUCUGGUAAGUUGACUGUUUCUGAAAUGUAACUCACGCUGUGCAUCAAGUUCUGCACACUAAGAACAGGGACGUAUGGCUAACUAUGGAAAAAGUCUGACAAAUGCUUAUUUACUAUCAAUAAAAAAAUAUCAGCUCUA
Messenger RNA from Aquila chrysaetos chrysaetos, 2805 nucleotides. It is a transcript of the gene MYEF2, whose product is annotated as myelin expression factor 2. Gene Ontology annotation, molecular function: mRNA binding. Gene Ontology annotation, cellular component: nucleus; cytoplasm; post-mRNA release spliceosomal complex. The record is from RefSeq and is a predicted model, not a curated record. The coding region runs from base 95 to 1909 and encodes 604 amino acids. The transcript has 17 exons. NCBI's taxonomy places the organism in Eukaryota, Metazoa, Chordata, Aves, Accipitriformes, Accipitridae. Gene Ontology annotation, biological process: regulation of mRNA stability involved in response to oxidative stress.